CGACACCAAGGGAUGGGGCUCUAGUGCCGGGACACCCUAGGAACCCGAGGGCAAGGAAGGAAAAGCCCCUAGCACGCUUGCCGGAGGCUGUGCCAGGCCACGGGCGGUGUUUUUUCUUGGUGCCUCCUGAAGGGCUGUGCAGCAGCCAUGUCGGGGAAGAGGAUAUCGUUGUCAGCUUACAAGAGAAACAAGGCUUUAGCUGGCACUCCAAAGAAGAACGAGCGGAGACUAGGCUUCGGCGAAUCGGUCAGCACACGGGAGGCGCGCGCGCACGAGCUCCAGCUAGAGACCCAGGUUAUCGGGCGACUCGACAGCCUGCUGAAGCGGUGCGGGAGGGAUCCGGGCAGCGACCAGGCAAUCAGCAACUGGCUCUGCGCGGAGGGCCUCGAGGGCCACGCUAAGAAGGGGCUGUCUAGGAUUUUGUGCUACGUUAGGGUGUGGUCCCGAACGUUGCGGGCGGAGGGCGUGUCGCCACAGGACAAGGACAAGGCGGAGGUCAAGGCGAGAGCCGCGUUCAGGGCCUGCGUGUGCGCGAUAAACGCCGUGAACAGUCUCUCCUACAGAUUUGCCGAGAAGAAAAAGUCGCCGGAUGGCGAGAACGAGCUGGUCAAGACGGCGGGCGAGGUGCUGGCCGGCAUGAUGGAGGCCGUCCUCGGCGCGGGAUCCAAACCACGGCGUCGGGGCCUGCACCCCACGGAGCACGCCCAGCUCUCUAGAAUGGUCGAUGCCUGGCUGCAACGCGGCUCGGUUCCCCUGCCGUCCCUGGAGAGCAUCGGGAAGCAGCUGCUGGCUCUCGAUCCCGGCGGCGACCCGGUCGUUUCGCCCGACCGCAACGGUGCAAGAGCCGGCAAGGGCAAGACCUCGAAUAAGCGAGCCGCGUGGGUUCGAGUGCCGGCCGCCGCCGCCAUCGGUGAUUCCUUGGAGGGCAAGCAAUCGCCAGGAGACGUGGCUCGCCUGUCGCCGCUGCGUCACCAUUCCUCCGGUGGUGCUGGUGGUUCGGCGGCGUCAGCGGCGGGUGCUGCUCCGCAGACGGAGGCCGAGCGCCACGCGAGCCUGGAGUCCGUUCUGACGGACGUGCUGGCUCGCAACGUGGCUGUGCCCGGGGCCUGGUGGGCGCAGGCGUUCCAGGGUGGCGGGCCGUUCCCGCAGGGGCCGGAGGGGUGCUGGUCGCUGCAGUACCAGAGGGCUAACGAAGACCCGGGGCACCGUCGAAAUCAGGUCACGGGGCUGAUCGGGGCCGACGGGGAUCAUCGCUUCGGGGCCGGCAGCGGCGUAGACCUUGGGAGCGUGAAGACGGAGGCGGCGGACGCCGAUGGGCUUGACAGUGACGGCGGGGCUCCCUCGACGCCGUCGACUGUUCCGAGCGAGGCGUCGCCGUCGCCGGAAAGGGUGUCCCCGGUGCCGGAGGCGAAGACGGAGGAGGGCAAGAACUUGGCGACUAUUAGUCCCGCCGCCGCUCCCGCCACUGUCGGGAGCGUUGAGAACGGGACGGUGGCGCCGGCAGCAGCCCGGGCACAGAAAGGGGGAGCGGGGGGCGGCGCCGGCUCGAGCUCGCCCAAGAAGGCCAGGCUAUCGAAGCGCGAGCAGGAGCAGGAGGAUAGGCGUCGUCGGAAGGAGGAGGCCCGUCGCGCCGGCAAGGAGAAGGGCAAGGCGAAGGCGCUGGAGAGGGAGCGGCAGAAAAAGGAGAGGGAGAUGCAGAGGCAGGAGAUGAUCGCGGCGUCGAGGAGGAAAAAGGCGGAGGAGGAGGCCGCCAGGAAGGAGGGGAAAGAGGCCAAGGAGAGGGCUGACAGUCUCGCGCGCCGUACCAAGCUGGAGGAAGAGGAGGAGGACGCCGCUGCCGCUGCUGCUGCCGCUGCUGCUGCCGCUGCGCGAGGCCGCGAGAAGGACCGAAGGCGGUACCAGGCGAGGGGGGAGGCGGGAGAGGAGAGCCGCGGCGACGAUAGUAGGUCCAAGGACGGGCACGACCGCGCCGCCAAAGACAGGGAGAGGAGAGACAAGGGCGGCGCUGACGGGAGAGGUGCUUCGAGGGACAACAAGGAGCGCAUGAGCGGGCGUGGAAAAGACGAGGGCCGGCACAGCGACGCUGCCGGGAGGCUAGACAAGGAGGACCGCGAGAGAGGAGGUGCCGAGGGGGAUCGUGCGUCGGGUCGGCGCGAUAAGGCUGAGGGCCGGCGGCAUCACGAUCUCGUCGAGGGUUCGCGAGGGGGCAGAGAGCACGAGGAUCCGUAUGAGCGGCAGCGUGGUGAGGAGAGGGGGAGGGGGGACGAGUGGAGGAAGAGGGGCUCGUCGUCGCAGCGGGCGAGAGAGCCGGACUUCGCGGCCGAGGGCGUCAGGAGGAAGUCCGACAACAGCCGGGAGCGCGAAGGCGGCGAGCGGAAGCGGAGGAGGAGCGACCUCAGUGAGUCGGAGGGGGCCAGCAUCAGCGCCAGGCAUGACGACAGGCACCCUGACGACCACGCCGAAGAUGACCACAACAGCAGCAGCACUCACCGGCCGAGCAAGAAAAAGAGCAAGAAGGACAAGCGGGACAAGAAGGACAAGAGGGGAGACCGGCACUCGGAGCCCCACGACCGGCCGGGCCGGGCGGGGAGCUCGGAGUCAUCGCGCAAGCGCUCGCGCGACUUCGACGCGGCCCCGCCGCUGGAAGGCUACGCCGCCGUCGCCCUGCAACCGGACCCCCUUCAUCGUAGCACGGAGACCCGCAGGCACCGGUCGGAGCAGGAGUCGGGACGCACCAGCAGCGAGCUCAGGGACGCACCGCGACAGAGUCGCUCGAGGGCGGACUCAGGCCUGUCGCCGAGGCGGGACGAUGGCCACGGCGGGUCGGAGAAGAGUGCCAGGCGCGGUAGCAACGGUGGCACCGGAGACAGCCACGCCGGUCAGGGCCGAACCGGCACCAGCAGAGAACGGCCGUCGGCGCGCAGGGGCGCGGCGCCGCGCGAUUCGGUCGCCGGUGCGUCCUUCUCUGGUGGCAACGGCGGCGGCGGCGGCGCUCUGCCCGGCAUGGAGGGUUACGGCUCGGCGUCCUCACCGCCCGCAAGCUUGGAGUUUAGCGGCGGCGGCCUCGGCGGCAAGGCGAGCGAGAGAGGGCGUGAUGCCCACGACAGGCAGGGGCUGGGAAGCUUGAAGACGCUGGAUGCCUACGGGCCGGGCCUGGGCAGGGACAGCUCCCCGGAUGGCGGUGGUCGAAGGAGGAGACGCGACGGCGGGAAGGAUGGCGGAGUCCGCCCGCGACUGGCGUCAUCCGUGGACCGGUAUUGGCCGGGCGUGGAUAGCCACGGCCGCGGGGGUGGGGGUAGAUCCGACAGGGAUCGCUCGGACAGGGAUAAGUCCGGCAGGGAUCGCACAGAGAGGGAUCGCUCCGAGAAAGAUCGGUCUGAGAGGGAUCGGUCUGAGAGGGAUCAGAGGGACCGAUCUGAGAUGGAUCGCUCAGAGAGGAGUCGCUCAGAGAGGGGCUCCGAGCUGGACUACUUGCGCGUGGCAGAUAUGAAUGGCAGGGAAUCUUCGGGUCGGCGUGCCGAUAUUGGUUCGCACCCUUCGAGCUCGUCCAAUGCUCGCGGAAGCCGCUGGUCCCCUGAGAGAGGGACACAGUCCACGGCUUCGCGGGACGGAACCAACCGGCGGCGCCCGGGGUCCCCUGCUAGGGAUGACUCUCGAGGUCGCCGUUCCAGCUCUCGCGACGGGCGGCACUCGAAGAGCGGCGGCGGUGUGAGCACCGGCGGAGGCCGCUCAGCCGCGGGUGGCAUGGGCAACCUGAGCAUGGGGAUGGGCGUGUCCAUCAUCGGCGGGACCCCCGUCCUCAUGCCCGUCGCGAAAAUGAUGGAGGCGUCCCUGCGUGGCGGAGGCGGCGGCGGCGACCGGCAUUCUGCGAGCGGUGGCAGUAGGCUGGACGACCGGGACCGGGACCGCGAGCGGCACGGCACCAGCAGGCGGGAAGACGAGCGCGACGACCGCUGGGGCGUCAGGUCGCGCUCGGAGGACGACCGGGACCAUGGGGGGGGGGGCGUUCGGAGGACCGCAGCCGGCGCAGCGUAGGCGACGGCGCUGACAUCCACAGGAGCAGGGCCGACAGCAGAGACGAAGCGCA
Ectocarpus sp. CCAP 1310/34 is the source of this 4087-nucleotide messenger RNA. The record is from the annotation of a GenBank genome assembly. Lineage: Eukaryota; Phaeophyceae; Ectocarpales; Ectocarpaceae.